Molecule: messenger RNA, 3783 nt
Organism: Notothenia coriiceps (black rockcod)
Lineage: Eukaryota; Metazoa; Chordata; Actinopteri; Perciformes; Nototheniidae
Product: protein unc-13 homolog B-like
Exons: 36
Coding region: 1-3783 (1260 amino acids)
Biological process (GO): dense core granule priming; presynaptic dense core vesicle exocytosis; synaptic vesicle priming
Cellular component (GO): presynaptic active zone cytoplasmic component; presynaptic membrane; terminal bouton
Molecular function (GO): diacylglycerol binding; phospholipid binding; calmodulin binding
Source: RefSeq, a predicted model, not a curated record
AUGCUAUCAGGGCUGACGGAGACCUUUCCGCAGCAGAAACAGGUCAUGGACAAGUUCAACACCUACGUGACGCUGAAGGUGCAGAAUGUCAAGAGCACGACGAUCACGGUGCGGGGGGACCAGCCCUGCUGGGAACAGGAUUUCAUGUUUGAGAUCAACAAGCUGGACCUCGGCCUCAUUGUCGAGGUGUGGAACAAAGGCCUCAUCUGGGACACCAUGGUGGGGACAUCAUGGAUUCCUCUGAAGGGUAUCCAACAAUCAGAGGAGGAGGGCUCGGGGGACUGGCUCUUUCUGGACGCAGAGGUCCUGAUGAAGGCAGAUGAGAUAUAUGGCACCAAGAACCAAACGCCUCAUCGAGUCCUGCUGGACUCUCGCUUCGAGCUGCCUUUUGACAUCCCGGAUGAUGAGGCUGAGUACUGGACAGGCAAGCUGGAUCGCAUCAAUACCAUGGGGAUCCAUGAUGAGUAUCCUCUUCACGAUGACGUUCAGAGUCGCCCUCUGCCAUUUGCCGCCUCCCAGUGCUCUCUGGAUGACCAGGACAGUGCCGUAGACGACCGGGACAGUGACUAUCGCAGUGAGACCAGUAACAGCCUGCCUCCGCGUUACCACACAACGGCUCAGCCCAACUCCUCCAUGCACCAGUAUCCCAUGGGGCCUCGGCAGCAGCAGCACCCGGACUCCUGCACAGACUCUGUCCACAGUUUGGACCUGGACUACAGGGACCAGAUAGCAACCAGUCCAGUGGAAAGUAGUCGCUUUGGGUCAUCAGGAAACCUGAGCCAGACCAGCUCCCAGCUUAGUGAGACUGGCCAGAGCACUGGAGGGUCAGAACUGGAGGAGUCCUUCCACUCCUACCACAGUACUAGCUUUCACCCCUCCACCAAUGGGCAGCCGCGCACCAAUGGACAACCUCCUACAAAUGGACACUAUACCGUCGGUGAGCAGGAGAUACGCGGACUGAUCUCUGAAGAAGGACAGGGCCUGAAAAACGACACUCCAACAGAAAGGGGGACCUCUAAACUCCUAAGGUUCCAUGAUGAUGGACCGCCAUUACCCUUUACCCCAUCCAGAAUUUGUUGGUUGAAGGCCAUCAAUAAAGUCAGGGUUCAGCUCCGGGAGGUCCGAGAUGAAGAACCCAAUGCAAGACAAGCCUGGGACAAACCAGGGGGCGGACCUGGUCUGUAUGGAAUUGACAGCAUGCCAGACUUGCGUAAAAAGAAACCUCUCGCCUUGGUCAGCGACGUGGCUAUGUCUCUCGUUCAAGCCAGGAAGGCGGGAAUCGCUUCGGCCAUGGCUGUACGGUCCUCGGUCAAGGACGGGGAGCUGAAAAACCAUGUGUACAAGAAGACCUUGCAGGCUCUCAUCUACCCCAUAUCCUGCACUACACCACAUAACUUUGAGGUGUGGACCGCCACUACCCCUACAUACUGCUAUGAGUGCGAGGGGCUUUUGUGGGGAAUUGCCCGCCAAGGCAUGCGUUGUUCUGAGUGUGGGGUCAAGUGCCAUGAAAAGUGCCAAGAGCUUCUGAAUGCUGACUGUCUACAGCGUGCUGCGGAGAAGAGUUGUAAGCACGGGGCUGAAGACCGUACUCAGAAUAUUAUCAUGGCCAUGAAGGACAGGAUGAAGAUCCGGGAAAGGAACAAACCAGAGAUCUUUGAGCUGAUCAGGGAAGUGUUCAUCAUAAGCAAAGCCAUCCAUGCGCAGCAGAUGAAGACCAUCAAGCAGAGCGUACUGGACGGCACCUCAAAGUGGUCAGCCAAGAUCACCAUCACAGUCUUUUGUGCCCAAGGUCUUCAGGCAAAGGACAAGACAGGAUCCAGCGAUCCAUAUGUUACCGUUCAGGUGGGAAAGACCAAGAAGAGAACCAAGACUAUCUAUGGAAACCUCAAUCCUGUCUGGGAAGAGAAGUACCACUUCGAAUGCCACAAUUCCUCAGAUCGAAUUAAAGUGCGCGUUUGGGACGAGGAUGAUGACAUCAAGUCGAGGGUGAAGCAGCGUCUAAAGAGGGAAUCUGAUGACUUCCUGGGCCAGAGUAUAAUUGAAGUUCGAACUCUGAGUGGAGAAAUGGACGUUUGGUACAACCUGGAGAAGAGAACGGACAAAUCCGCCGUGUCGGGUGCCAUUCGCCUUCAGAUCAACGUGGAGAUCAAGGGAGAGGAGAAAGUGGCUCCAUAUCAUGUGCAGUACACCUCCCUGCAUGAGAACCUGUUCCACCACUACACCGAUGUUCUCGGCCAAGGCGGGGUGAAAAUCCCAGAAGCUCGCGGUGACGACUCCUGGAAGGUCUACUAUGACGACGUAGCUCAGGAAAUCGUGGACGAGUUUGCCAUGCGCUAUGGGAUUGAGUCAAUCUACCAGGCCAUGACGCACUUUGCCUGUCUGUCGUCUAAGUACAUGUGUCCCGGGGUUCCCGCGGUGAUGAGCACCCUGCUGGCCAACAUCAACGCCUUCUACGCCCACACAACCGCCUCCACCAAUGUGUCCGCCUCCGACCGCUUUUCUGCUUCCAAUUUUGGGAAAGAACGCUUUGUGAAGCUUUUAGACCAGCUACACAACUCCCUGCGCAUUGACCUCUCAACCUACAGGAACCACUUUCCUGCCAGCAACAAGGAUCGCCUGCAGGAUUUGAAAUCCACGGUGGACCUUCUAACCAGCAUCACCUUCUUCAGGAUGAAGGUCCAGGAGUUACAGUCUCCACCCAGAGCCAGUCAGGUGGUGAAGGACUGUGUCAAGGCCUGCCUCAACUCCACAUAUGACUACAUCUUCAAUAACUGCCAUGAGCUGUACAGCAGACAGUACCAACCUGUAGACACAAACAAAGAUGAGCUCUCUUUGGAGGAGCAAGGUCCGAGCAUCAAGAACUUGGACUUCUGGCCCAAACUCAUCAUGCUCAUCGUCUCCAUCAUUGAAGAGGACAGGAACUCCUACACGCCUGUGCUCAACCAAUUCCCUCAAGAAAUGAACGUGGGGAAGGUGUCAGCCGAGGUCAUGUGGACAUUGUUCGCUCAAGACAUGAAGUAUGCCAUGGAAGAGCACGAGAAGCACAGGCUGUGUAAGAGCACCGACUACAUGAACCUGCACUUCAAGGUCAAGUGGCUCAACAACGAAUACGUCAAAGACCUGCCGAGCUUUAAGGACGUUGUCCCCGACUACCCAUCAUGGUUCCUACAAUUCGUGCUUCAGUGGUUGAAGGAAAAUGAGGGCGUGUCCAUGGAGUUCAUGAAUGGAGCGCUAGAGCGAGACAAAAAAGACGGAUUCCAGCAGACGUCGGAGCACGCUCUGUUCUCCUGCUCCGUGGUGGACAUCUUCACGCAGCUCAACCAGAGCUUUGAGAUCAUCAAGAAACUGGAGUGUCCCGACCCCGCUGUCAUGGCUCAGUACAGCCGCCGCUUCUCCAAGACUAUUGCCAACGUUCUUCUGCAGUACAGUGCCAUUCUGACCAAGAGUUUUCCUACUUAUAUUGACAAGGAGAAGAUUCCAUGUGUCCUGCUGAAUAACGUGCAGCAGUUAAGAAUCCAGCUGGAGAAGAUGUUUGAGUCGAUGGGUGCAAAACAGAGUGCGACGGAAGAAGCGCUGCUAAAUGGAGAGAUGGAAGAGGAAAAUGAGGAGGAAAUGAAGAAGGAGGAGGAACAGGCAGGGGAAGAGGAGUUUGAGGAGAGUGAUGAUGAGGAGGAGGAGGAGGAAGAAGAAGAAGUAGGGGAGAAAAAUGAGGUUGAGCCUGACUCGGAGAAGCCAUGUGAAGACAAGAAGUCUCUCCUCACUAAUGGUCCUACACCACCCUGA